ACAAUAUAAAAAGAAAAUUUGUCAUAUGCUCAUCGUCAGUUUAGCUGAAACGUUAAAGGACACUGAAGAUAUGAAGUGGUUUCAAUCAAUUGCUCUUUGCGUGUUCAUUUCUUUACAUGUGUGCUAUGGCAAAAUUGGUUUUCAUGAGGAAAUGAGUAUGGGCUUCGAAGGAACUUCCCAAGAUGUGAAAUUCGGACUUAUAGGAGCCUGGGAUACACAUUAUGGUAAUCAAGUACAAUGUAUCCUGACUUGCCGAGAUCCUAAUGAAGUCGUCAGUACUAUAGAACCAGCUGAAAAGCCAGGCUCGCCUAAUCCAGACUUUUCUCUAAGCGAAAAUUUUCCUUGGACGGUUACGUUGACACCAGGUUCUCCUGUUGUCACUUUUACGAUUAACUAUAUACAAGAUAAUAUUUCGGAUCGCCCUGACUGUCGUGAAAAUAUAUAUUUCCAUGCUGCUUGCGUAAGAAUAGUAAAUAACAAUGAAGAUCAGAUUACUGUUGAUCCAUGCGAUCAUAUUUCUCAAGUUAAAGAUUUAGCAAAAAUGUGCGAUGAUCCUCAUAUUAUUCAAAGAGUUUCUGGAUUGAAUGAAAAUGGACUAGAAACUCAGGAGAACAUUUGCUACGACUUAUUUGGAAAAGCUGGAGAUGUAUUUGAACUGAUUACCGAUGAAAAGCUAGAUGUAAGUGUUAUGUGCAAACUGAGAGAUGAUUUCUAUAUUGGAGCAAUUCGUAUUCAUACUCCUUUGGGUGUUAUUUAUGCCACCUCCGAAGAAAUUUCCUGCCUUGGUCACUUCAAGAGAAGCUGGAAAGAUGUACAACGAGUAACACUUGGAAGCGAUCCUUCUCUUCUUAUGGAACUCGACAAGACCUUAACUGUGCAUGUUCAUGGAUCAUCCAGAAAAAUUGCCAUUCAAGUUCAGCGAACUGUCCAGGAAUAUGGCAAAAGUUACUUGAACGUGCUAGUGUCGGAAACAUCUCAACCAGGUCAAUUGUUGGAUCAACAUCAUGGUGGUUUGUUCGGCUUUACUGCAAACAACAAGUAUGAAUUUAUGAAGCCAGUCCAAGAUGAUAUCAACGCCGCAAGUGUCAAAGUCAAUGGCCGUGUGGUAAAAGCUUUCAAGAAAGCUAGUAUGGGAACGCAGAAUUGCUACACCCUAACAUUGGAUGAUAUCGUUUAUCCUCACACUACUGCAAAAUUCAGAAAAUAUUUCUAAAGUGAAUUUAAAUUAAUACAAUUCCACUUUACAAAACAAAA
Molecule: messenger RNA, 1254 nt
Organism: Dimorphilus gyrociliatus
Lineage: Eukaryota; Metazoa; Annelida; Polychaeta; Dinophilidae
Source: the annotation of a GenBank genome assembly